This is a messenger RNA of Cryptococcus deneoformans JEC21, 5045 nucleotides long. RefSeq names its product cadmium ion transporter, putative. Bases 468 to 4883 code for a protein of 1471 amino acids. Gene Ontology annotation, cellular component: membrane. Gene Ontology annotation, molecular function: ABC-type transporter activity; ATP binding; ATP hydrolysis activity. The transcript has 27 exons. The record is from RefSeq and is a predicted model, not a curated record. Gene Ontology annotation, biological process: transmembrane transport. Lineage: Eukaryota; Fungi; Basidiomycota; Tremellomycetes; Tremellales; Cryptococcaceae.
UUUAUUAGCAUGCUGUAGACGGUCCAGAGAUCAAGCUGAAUAAUCCGGGUAGCUACACAUAGUCGCAAAAGCCUCAUGUACAGUAAUAUACCCAUAACACACCUUUAUUAUGGACAAUAAUGAUGCCAGAAGGCAGGCCCUGUUCUGAGUCAAAAUAUAUCAUUUGGAGGAGCUUUGGAAAGGAUGAAGGAUCGAUGUGGCCAUCAAUGUACCCCCUCCUUAAUCAUGACGAUUGACCAGUCAUCUAACCCCUCUUUUGCCUAAAAGGAACCUCGAAUUCACUUAUCUUAUCGGCCGAAGCAUCUUAAUACUGGGAGCAGAGGAAGGAUGCUGAAUCCUUUGUCCUAUUCUUCUGAGACAGAAUGGUUAAGAUGCUUAAAGAAUCAAAAUUGACAAGAAGAGUCCGGGACGUUUUCGUUAUCUGAUAGCAGACUCUCGCCAGACUGGUGGUCCCACGAUAAACCGAGAUGAUCCCAUUCUACAAGCCGGUACCUGCACCAUCUGCUAUAUUCAAAGACAGGCCUCUUCCGGAACAGAAUGCCAAUUGCCUAUCAAAGAUACUAUUUCACUGGGUGACUCCUAUUAUUAAGGCAGGGUAUUCAAGACCUCUCGAGGCUGAUGAUUUAUGGGACUUGACAACUGACCUGGAAUGCAAGACGGUCUCAGACCAACUUCGAGCCAACUUCCUCAGUCGUACCCCUCCAUCCAAACGUCUUUCACCGUCUCACCCUCCUGUAAACAGCCGUACCUCUCACAUACCCACUUCUUCCUCGCUCGGAGCUGGUAUACAUCCCGCUACCCGACACGGGAGAUUGAAUGACAGGCUCACAACGUCAACAUCGCGAGCGUAUAUGAAACAAGCUAGGGAGAGCAUGUUUUCCAUGGUUGGUAUGGAUGUUUUUGCUAUGAACCAUGACACGGCGCACGUCGAGACCAUUACGGAUGAAGAUACCCUCCCCAUUCCAUCGUUACGUCAAAAGGAGGAGGGAAAUCUGAGCGGUCUAGAAAAUAAAGGUCUCGUUAAACAAUAUGGGAAGAAGAAAGCCAAUAAGAUCUUGAAAGGGCAAGUAACAAUAGAAAACGGUAAAUUAUAUGACAUGAGUCUGAUUAGGGCCAUGUAUUCCACCGUGUGGCUGAAAUGGUGGAUCGCAAUCAUUAUGAAGAGUUGCGCUGCUGCUCUUCAGGUGACCUACCCCCUCGUCACCCAACAGCUCAUCAACCAAAUCACCACCGCCCACACAUACCACAAUGACCCCACUAACAAUUCUCCACCUAAAUCCAUAGGUUACAGCCUUGGCUUGGCCUUUGCCCUUUUCGCAAUGAUCCAAGCUUCAAGUUUAUUCUCCUAUCAGGCUUUACAGAGAGGAAGUGUGAUUGGACUCAUGAUGCGCGCCGCGUUGAUUGACUUAAUCGGUAGCAAGUCACUGAAACUCUCGACAACAGCAAAAGUAGAGAUGACCUCAGGUAAAAUGACGACCAUGGUCUCAGCCGACGCUUCCUUUCUCGACUUCUCGGCACCUAUGACUCUUGAUCUUGUAGUACAGCCUGUGCAGAUCGUGGUUGGCUUGGGAUUGCUCAUCUGGACUCUCGGAUAUUCAGCUUUAGUCGGACUAGCCGUAAUGGCCCUUGCAGGCCCCCUUCAAGCUUUCAUGUUCGCUGUCAUGGUUCGUACCCGUCAGUCCCAACUGACCUAUGUCGAUGCGCGCGUUCGUCUGCUAUCAGAGACUAUCACUUCCAUCCGAGCAGUCAAACUUUUCGCUUAUGUGUCAUUCUUUUCCAGCAAGGUGACUGAGCUGAGGAAGAAGGAAUUGGUGUUUCUCAAGAAGAAUGGAUUCAAUAGAGCGAGUAUGAACGCAACGAUGGCAUUUAUACCCACCCUUGCUGCUGUUUUAACGUUUAUCACAUACGGACUCACAGGUCGUUCUCUCACACCAGCGACUAUAUUCUCAGGCCUGCAGUACUUCAACGUCCUCAAAACGCCCAUUGCCUUCUUGCCUAUGUGCUUUACCGCGAUCUCCGACGCUCUCGUGGGUAUAGGGAGGAUAGGUACGCUGCUGAGAGCAGAGGAGAUGCCAGAAGGGGUCAAUGUACAGGAAGAUGCUAGGUGGGCGGUAGACGUAAAGGGAGACUUUGAGUUUCAAAAGGUGAAGGAAAGGAAAAACAAGAAUGGGACUACUGAAGGUGAGGAGAAGAACGCUAAGAUCGAGGAGAAGCCGUUCAGACUGGCAGACAUUGAUCUGAGAAUACCUAAGGGUGCUUUAGUCUGCAUUGUCGGUCGAGUCGGAUCGGGAAAGUCGGCUUUGCUCUCUGGAUUAAUCAACGAAAUGAGGCAAAUGGACGGCCACUCUGUCUUUGGAGGGUCAGUGAGCUACGUCCCUCAACAAGCUUGGAUUCAUUCAGGUUCAGUCAGAGAUAACAUCACUUUCUCUGCCAGACGGGAAGAGAUUGACUUCGCCAGGCUGAACGCUGUGAUCGAUGCUUGCGCUCUGAGGACUGAUAUCCAAGCCAUGUCUGAUGGUGAUCUCACCAAUGUAGGAGAGAAAGGUCUUCUUCUCUCAGGUGGCCAGCGUCAACGUCUCUCUCUCGCCCGUGCAGCUUAUGCCCAGUCCUCUAUAGUACUCCUUGAUGAUCCUCUCUCAGCAGUUGACGCUCACGUCGCCCACCACAUAUUUGAGAACUGUAUUGUUUCUGGUCCUCUCGCGAGCCGAACCAGAAUUCUCGUGACUCAUCACAUGGCUAUUUUACCAAGGGCUGAUUGGGUUGCCGUUAUGGAAAGUAAUAGCCAUGGGAUAGGGAGGGUGGCACAGAUGGGAAGGUAUGAUGACUUGAAAAAGCAGCAAGGACCGUUCAGGAGCCUCUUCGAUGAAGUCGGCUCAGCUGAAACACAACCUCGAGCUCAUACACCGACACCACUUCCUACAACCCCUUCAUUCAAACCACCAACCUCAGCCCCCAAGGAAUCUGAAGAAUAUGAGAAGAAAACUUCCCAAGAUCCUAUGGAAGAGGAUCGCCAAACUGGACCCAUUCCGUGGUCCAUCUACGCAACGUACUUGUCGGCCAUGGGAAACCCGAUGUGGUCGCUUCUCUUUGCAUCCAUGCUCAUAUUGACACAGGUGGCAACAGUGGGGAAUAACUUAUUGCUCGGUUUUUGGUCUGCCGAUAGCUGGAGUCUUACUCAGGGAGAAUAUAUGGCAGUGUAUGCCGGUCUUGGUGUAGGGAUUGGUCUUUUUACGUUUGGUGCAUCCUAUACUAUGUUUCUCGCUGGCCUUGGCUCUUCUUACGCUCUCUUUGCACGAGCAUGGGAGCACGUCAUGAGAGCACCAAUGAAAUGGCAUGACCAGACUCCCAGCGGACGAAUCAUCAAUAGAUUGUCAAAAGAUAUUGAGAUGCUUGAUGAUAGGAUGGCAUUCUCAUGGGAGACCCUACUCGUCAACGGUCUUUCGGCUAUUGGAACCUUUGGUCUCAUCCUUUACUCAUAUCCUUGGCUGGGUUUGGCAUUUAUCCCACUAACGGUCUUCUAUUAUAUUGCCGGCUCCUACUACCGACAGACUUCCCGCGAAAUCAAGCGUAUUGACUCCAUUACGAGAUCUCGCAUCUAUAGCUCUUUCGGAGAACAGUUGGCGGGCUCUGCUGUCAUACGCGUCUUCGGUAAGCAGUCCGCUUUUGAGAGAAGAAUGCAAGAUGCUAUCAAUGCUGAGGGACGAGCGUAUAUUCUCACUCUUGUAAUCCAAAGGUGGCUAGGUGUCCGACUUGAUCUGUCAUCAAACCUUCUCAUCCUGCUAAUCGCCAUUUUCGGUGUUGUUUUUCGUGACACAGUCAAUGCCUCAUCUUUCGGUGUUGUCUUCUCCUAUGCACUGUCAGCUGCCGCUUUGUUCUCAAACCUUGUCUCUCUUUAUGCUCAAGUUGAGAUGGAAAUGAACAAUGCCGAACGAAUAAUCCACUACACCUCCCUUCCCACUGAACCCCCUGCCAUCCUCCCCUCCGACCCAAAGAUCUGGCCUAAUCGUGGUUCUGUCAAGUUUAAAGACUUAUCUCUCCGGUACUCUCCUGACACGCCCUGGAUUCUCAAGAGACUGAGCUUCUCUGUGAGUCCGGGAGAAAAGGUCGGCGUGAUAGGGAGGACUGGAGCAGGAAAGAGCAGCCUUGUGGGGGCGAUUAUGCGAGCCGUUGGUGAUGAAGAGAUAAGAGGUCAGGUGGAAAUCGACGGGGUGGAUAUCAAAAAUAUUGGGAUAGACACGCUUAGAAAUGGAGUUGGACUGAUCCCUCAGGAAGCUUUUUUAUUUGAAAGUACUGUCCGCGAGAACAUGGAUCCAAAAGGACAGAACACCGAUGCUCAUUUGAACUCACUUCUCUCCCUCAUCCACUCAGAUCCUAUCAUGCCAUCUUCACAACGUCUUCGAGAAAAAUUCAAAUUAGAUGCCCCCGUCAGCGAUGGGGGAAGUAACUUCAGUGGGGGCGAAAAACAAAUGUUGGCAUUGAUGAGAGCUUUGGCUCGAGAUACAAAGAUCCUCUUACUAGACGAAGCCACUUCGUCUGUCGAUGGUGAAACUGACGCCUUGAUCCAGAGAAUCAUCCAAAACCAUUUGAAAGGUACCACAUUAAUCUCAGUUGCUCACCGACUCCAUACUUUGGCGUAUUACGACCGGAUACUUGUAUUGGACGGUGGGCGAGUUGUCGAAUUUGAUUCGCCUCUGGUAUUAUUCGACAUCCGAGACUCCAUCUUUCGCCAGUUAUGCGAUCGUGUUAAUAUACAAAGGCAUGACCUUCUUCGUCUUCGCCACGAUGCUUUAUACGCCGCGCAAACUGCAAGAGACCGAGAAUCAUUGUUCAAUCAUUGGACGGUUGCGGAUGCUUGGGCUCAGGAUGGUAUGCGGGCGUCAUAAUGGUCUCAUUCGCCUUAAGCCAUUCUCUUAGAUGGUGUUUCACAUAGAAUCUACACAAUGUGAAAGAUCAUGCAAGAAUACAUUAUGAUGGCUGUUACCUGGUUUGUUGUAACCUCUCAACAUGGUUUAAUAAGCCCAAUAUAUAAUGCAUGACAACACUGC